Molecule: messenger RNA, 2786 nt
Organism: Diaporthe batatas
Lineage: Eukaryota; Fungi; Ascomycota; Sordariomycetes; Diaporthales; Diaporthaceae
Exons: 3
Coding region: 453-1088 (211 amino acids)
Cellular component (GO): nucleus
Source: RefSeq, a predicted model, not a curated record
CUACAGCACCUUGCUGCGAUCAUGGCCUAUGCCCUUCACCGUCCGGCCAUCGAAAUGCGAUCGCAUUCCCGGACCCAUUUCGCCUGCUGCUGUUCGACUUUCCCAUCCCGUCGGCUGCCUGCAUCCGUCCACCACACGUGCACUUGUACACACCCGUCCCACACGUCCGCCCGAUUACCAGACGAAGCUCUAGCCCGGUCCACGAUCACUUGUCUCGCCCGUAUCUUCUCCUUUCUGUUCUCCCCUUUGGAUCUGCUCUUCAAACUCUUAGAGUUGCGGGUACCGAAAUGGCCUUGGCCUGUGAUCUCGAUCUCUUACGUGCACUACUCCUAAAGACUGGCCAGUUGCCUACCAAAUGGUUCCCAAUGUCUUCGUAGAUUCUCUCCACGAUCACUGCCUCCCCUUCGUCUUUCACCAACUUCAACCAUUUUCACCGUAUUGAAAUCUGGAAGAUGCUGUGCCGCCCCGAACAGGUCCCUUCUUCCUCCCCGACCCCUGGUUCCCAGUCCACAACCAUGAACCCCUGGGAAUCAUGUGCUCUCGAGUACCGCUUCACGCAGCAGAAUGGCAGGUCAAGAGAGGCACAAGUUGCACAGUGCACCGAGGCAUCCACAACCUCUGAUCCUCUGAUUUACCCCGGGCUCUACGCCCCGAGCGGCCUGGACGUCAUGUCAGUCCUGUUCCGCAUCUACGCCAGGCCGAACCCGCAAAUCGACCUGGGCCCUAUCGACUGCUCCGUCGCCCUCCUCGUCUGUGACCUGGCACUGCCCGACGCCCCCAUCGUCUACGCCUCAGACCCCUUCAUGGAGAUGACCGGCUACCGCAUGAGCGACAUCAAGGGGAAGAAUUGCCGCUUCCUGCAGGCCCCCGGCGGAAACGUCAAACCACACUCGUCCCGGAAGUACGUCGACCACAAGACCAUCAAGGGGAUGCGCGAGGCUGUCAAGGCCAACAAGGAGCACCAGACCGAGAUCACCAACUUCAAGAAGGACGGCAAACCCUUCGUCAACAUUCUCACCAUCAUCCCCAUCCAGUGGGAUACCCAAGAGUACCGUUACUCGGUUGGGUUCCAGCACCAGAAGGAGUAGGACAGCACACACAAAAACAUGUCCUUUCUGAUUCACAUUCAUCACAUGCACGCCACGAGACACGAGCCUCUUCUCCUACCUCACUCCGAGUUUUUUUUUCUACACACCAUUUCGGUGUCGGUGUCAAGCAGAUUGGAUAAACAAGGCAACAAAAACAGGUCGUCAUUUUUCAACGGAAAGCAUCCACAACGGCGUUACUGCUUCACCAACAGCUGCUCAGGCAGUUUGACCUUAUGGAGGUAAACAAAUAAAGGCAACAAUGGAGUUUCAAGCGGGCGCAUCUGCUCUGAGGCAGUUCUCAGCAUCACAGCAUACCACAACAGCAUUCACGGGAGUUUACUAGGCAGGCCUAUUGGGGUCACAGCAUUUCGGUUGUUCCCAUCUGACGGGACGGAGGCAUCAUUUUCUUUGCUCUUAGGCAUAGUGCUAUUAGGCUCCAACGAUACCCAUCUUUGUCAAAUUUUUCACAUCGUGUUAAAUUGCUCGCGUGUAAAAGAAAAAGCGCGAGGCAACAUGAAGUUUCAUGGCGAUGGCUUGACAUCGGCACACGUCAUCAUCCGAGCUCUCAGAUUGUAGGGAUCAGAUACAUAUAUACAAUUAUCUACUUCUGUCAAAGAUCCACAAAAAAACAAAUAUAGCUCGGGAAAAGCCAUAGUCGCAAUAGAUUUCAACGGACGUGUCUGGGCAGGCUCUUAGACUAGCCACAAAAGUACAAACAACCUCUUAGACGGACCUUAUCCCGAAAAUCUAUAUAUUUCUUCGGCGGGUCACACCACCGCGAUGUGGUUCAAAGUCUCCAACGACGUGAAUCGAGAGGUCUCAGGAGUCAGGAUAAUGAUGAAGGUGCCGAGACAAUUCGUGUCAACAUUUGUCCCGCAAGUGGGUUGAGUCCCAACCCGGGCAGGGCUUGUUCAAACCUCCCCCCCUCCGAUAAAGUUCGCAGCGGAGACGGUGUCGACAUCACGGUGGAUACAACACGGGGGCUUUCCGGUCCCAGCUCCCGCCGAGCCCUCCUGGACCGAUUUGAUGGAUCGUGAUCACAAAUCAUUGGCCGCCAUCCGGCCACGGGUGCUCUUUUGCCCCGUUAUCGCCCGCAGAACAUGUGGCCCAGGACGCCGCGAGAUCUGUCGGGCGUCGCAAGCCGCUUCCGUAAUAAAGGGGCUCCGAUAAUCUACCUGUCGUGUAUCGAUGCGGCUGCUGGUCCGGCCUCCCAUGAAUCGUCGUGGCGCCUCAGCCACCGGAUGCAACUUAUUGCUGCGCCUAUGAUAACUGGCCAUUCUGCCUGACUGCCUGCCUGCUUGUACAUCAUCCAGCGUAGAGCUCACGAGCAUCAUUGUUUUUCCUGACCCAGCCAAGGAAUACUCGGCAGAUCAGGGCGCUCAGGCGUUCGACGGAACCCCAGUGCAUGGCCGCCUCUGCUGUCUUGCUCUCCGAACCCCAUGGAUAACACUCAAGUAGACUUCCGCGACCUCGUUAAAGUCAUGCCGGGUCUCCAGACUGUUGCUUUUUGUCGGGGUGGGGGGAGCGCCAUGCUCGCAGAUCCAAAGCCUUGUCGCCGCCGGCGUUUUCACAAGGAGCCAGAGCCCAAGAAAGAGCCCCUGCUUCACCAGCACGUGCGUUUCUCUUGUCCACGGGUCCCCAAGAUAAACUCGUACGGUAUGCGACCAUUAAGGUUUCGCUUGCUCACUUCAGAACAAA